GAAGCGCGAGCCGCAGCCGCUCCAUGUCGUCCCGGUGCUGAUCGUCUGAUACCGUACCGCGCGCGCGCUGCGCUGACUUUGCACUCUUCUCGCGCGCAGCUCUGCGGCUGGAAGGUCUAAGGGAGGCUUACUCUGCAGACAGUGAGGCUGAAGAUGGGCUCUCCUCACUGGGUUCGGAGCUCUGGGCAGCCCUGGAGUGGUGCUGGAUCUCUGUGGGGCUGGGCAGUGUCGAGGCUACACCUGGACUGGACAAUCAGGUUCUUUCAGGAGGAUGAGGAGACGCUGAUUCUGACCCACAGUGAUGAGUUGAACAGAACCUAUCGUGAGGACAACAGAUUGCCUUUUGACAACAUCCCAAAGAAAAAUAAUACAAGCCCGGACGACACCAGAAAAAACAGGUCGACUCUGACUGAGCAAGAUAUUCCCGGUAUGAGGGAGAGACCAGCUCCUAACCUGACGGGGUCCACCAGCACCUCAUGGCAGGAAAGUCCAGCUUUUAAAGAUACCAAAGCUACUGCAAUCUCCUCUGGACCCAGUACCAUCACCAUAACAUCUGCCGUCCCCACGGCAGACCCCCUUUGGUUCAAAAACACCAGAAGUUGUGGCAAAGGAAGAUCUGGGAUGCGAGCUGAUAAAGAGAAGAACGCGAGUUUCAACCAGAACCAGGGUAGCAUGAGAAGAUCCAAGAUGUUCAGAGUGACCACGCAAAAGCAUAGACUUUCCAAAGAUGGAGACGACAAUAAGGAAGGAGUGGAGACUGUGGCGGGGACUUCUGAGUUCUUUAAAAGCCUUGAAGAAGAGAGGGCAACGAUGAGUUUGGCUAGUCCAGAUCAGAUCCACAGUGCCGACACCAGAGGUCCGAAUCCUACUGCCACCAUCACCGCCUGGGAGGCCGGCUGGAAUGUCACAAAUGCUAUACAGGGUAUCUUUGUGUUGGGUUUACCCUUCGCUCUGGUCCGGUCUGGUUAUGUGGGUCUUGUUCUUCUGGUUGUGUCGGCCUGGGUCUGCAACCACACAGGGAGGAUCCUGGUGGCCUGUCUGUAUGAAGAGGAACAAAGUGGAGCUGCCGCCCCGGUGUCAAAGGUCAGAGUCCGACACAGCUACCAGGACAUCGUGGAGGCCUGCUGCAAAGGAUUGUGGCCCAACUGGCCUGGAUUGGGAGGGUGGAUGGUUAAUGUAGCUCAGCUCAUUGAACUGUUAAUGACCUGCACCCUGUAUCUAGUCGUCUCCACCAGUUUGCUGUCUGACAGUCUGUCAGCGAUGACUGUUCCCAGAUCAGUGUGUUCUUUGAUGUCUCUGAUGUUCCUGCUGCCCUGCCUGCUGCUGACUGAUCUCAGACCCGUCUCCACCCUCAGCCUGCUGUGCUCCCUGGCUCACAUACUGAUCAGUCUCUCGGUCAUGUUGUACUGUCUAAGUCGAGCCAGCAGCUGGUCCUGGUCCUCUCUGCGUCUGGCUGUGGACCCGGAGGAGUUCCUCGUCUCUGUGGGCGUCAUCAUCUUCUCGUACACCUCGCAGAUCUUCCUCCCUCCUUUAGAGGGCAGCAUGGAGGACAGAGGGCAGUUUGAUGCCAUGCUGGGGUGGACUCACGGUGCCGCCUGUGUCAUGAAAACUGUUUUCUCAUUACUGGCCGUGUUGACCUGGGGGGCAGAGACCAGGGAGGUCAUCACGGACAACCUGCCCUCUGACCUCCGACCUCUCGUCAACCUGUGUCUGCUGGCAAAAGCCCUUCUGUCCUACCCUCUGCCAUUCUACUCUGCUGCGGAAAUACUACAAACCUGCCUGCUUGGAGAUGCCGUCGUCUCAUCCAAACACGGAGGUCGAGGUGUGUCACGUCCGGCCCUGCUGGUCCGCGCCGCCUUGCUGAUGACAUCAUACCUACUGGCCCUGCUGGUCCCCAGGUUCUCCCUGUUGAUGGGUUUGACAGGCAGCGUGACCGGGGCGGCCAUGACGCUCAUACUGCCAUGCCUGUUUCACCUCAGGCUGCAGUGGGGUCGCAUCACCGCGAGGGAGCGGCUGAUAGAUGUGUGUAUACUGAGUCUAGGGGUCAUUUGUAGUGUGUCUGGUGUGAUUUGCUCAGUGAAAAGAUUGGUGGAAGGACUGUAGGAGAGGUGGAUGAUGGUUUGAUGGAUGGACGAUGAGUAGAAAGGUAAUACGUGGACAGGUUCAAG
This is a messenger RNA of Larimichthys crocea (large yellow croaker), 2168 nucleotides long. Its product is annotated as vesicular inhibitory amino acid transporter. Gene Ontology annotation, cellular component: vacuolar membrane. The record is from RefSeq and is a predicted model, not a curated record. Gene Ontology annotation, molecular function: L-amino acid transmembrane transporter activity. The transcript is spliced from 9 exons. Lineage: Eukaryota; Metazoa; Chordata; Actinopteri; Sciaenidae. Bases 154 to 2103 code for a protein of 649 amino acids. Gene Ontology annotation, biological process: amino acid transmembrane transport.